AUGAUCAGCCUGUGGUUAGCAGGCCUAAUCGCUGUGGUGACCGCAUCGCGUUGGAUACGGUCAUCCACAAAGGCUUCGGGUGCUUCACCCCCUCAGGGGAUUCCGAUCCUGGCUGGAACGAAGGAUACCGACUACAAGACAUUGGUGGAGGAACAAUAUCUCAAGAUGCAAACGUGCGUCGAAAUUCCCGGGGCCUCAUUCAAAGCAGCACUGGCACUAGCGCAAUAUCACCGGCUGGUUCGCCCAGUGGCGGCCCUUUUUAUUCCCGAAAUGAAACGUCUAUGUCAGUUGCUGCGUGUUAUACAUGGUCUUUUGCGUCCACUUCAUCAGGGGCCAAAGCAACGUCAGCAAGCGUUGAGACAAGCGGAGUUCAAAAGGCCUGUGGAUGUUAUCCAAUCUUUCGUAGAUGAUGCGGGGAAAGAGGCAAGGAACACCGACCGACUGGUUGAGGCUAUGGUCAUGAUCAAUAUCGCCGGCGUCCAGAGCACAAGCCGCGUGGGCGGCGAGGACCAACUGCUAGCAACUGGUCUGGCCAAGCUACACCGGAUGGACUCUGUUCUCAAGGAAUCCCAGCGCUUGCGCCAUGCCAACCUCCGUGCGUUGCACCCACUCUCAACCAUCACCGACUUCCCGCUGCUGACAAGACGAUCAGUGUCUGCGUACCGCAAACUGAUCCAGCCUCUAACGCUAUCGAAUGGCAUCGUCCUUCCUGCAGAAUCUUACGUUGCAGUGCCCGGGUCUGUGUACGCGAGGCUGGCCGAGGACGGCAGGGACCGGUCGUUCGAUGGAUUCCAGUGGGCAGACAAGAAAGGGAAGACUGGGACCGAUAGCAAGUUCAACUAUGCUUUCAGCGGACCCGAUUCGCUCGAAUUUGGCGCCGGCAGCCACGCCUGUCCUGGACGACACUUCGCCGUUAACGUGCUCAAAGCCACGUUGUCGCGGAUCCUGCUCCGUUAUGAUCUGUGUCUACCGCCAGGCACUGAACGACCACGGGAUCAAUUCAACCACUUAUUCGACAUCGUUCCGAAUGCCGGCGCCGAGCUGGUGUUUGUCGAGCGGGCAUGA
Molecule: messenger RNA, 1065 nt
Organism: Aspergillus affinis
Lineage: Eukaryota; Fungi; Ascomycota; Eurotiomycetes; Eurotiales; Aspergillaceae
Product: cytochrome P450
Exons: 5
Coding region: 1-1065 (354 amino acids)
Molecular function (GO): heme binding; monooxygenase activity; iron ion binding
Source: RefSeq, a predicted model, not a curated record